AACUGUGCUUGUGGUCACUGUUUUGCAUCUCCGCGCAAAAAUAUUUAGCCAUUUAGGCUUACUAGAAAAGCGGAAAAUUGCAAAGGAGAACCAGCUUUCUGCUUGAUAUCUUCCAAAUGCCAAUCAGGUUUAAGGUACAGUCAGAAUAUAACCGUAACUUUAAACCAGUUAAGUCCCAUAACUCUGCUGCUUUUGAUCCUUCAAUGGAGCAGAAAGCAGGAUCGACUGGCAUUAAGCUGGGCAGCCCAAGCCAUCCAACCUUUGGAGAUUGUGAACCAGCUCUCCAGAGGAAAAAAAGAGUGGCUGCUCCAGUAACCUCCCUUAGUUCGGAAUUCUUUGAUGGGUCCAGUCCCACGCCUGCAGAUGAGUACAUACUGCUGGGGAAUAAUGAGAAGUUCUCUGAAAACAUAAAGUACAGAAACAGGAACUCCAAUAACCUGAAAAACGUGGGGGCCUUCAACUUCAGAGAUGCCUCUCCUCCAAAGAUACAAAAGAUGAAGAUGAACACAGAACCUGUCGCUCCAUCAUCAGAUGUGAAGAUGAAGGAAGGAUCUAAAAGAAAAUCUGAGACUGUGACAAAGACCCCAAUUGAAGUCUCCAGAAAUCAUAUGGGAGCUAACAUUGAUGAAUUUGUACAGAACGAAGAAUUGAAUCCGUCAAAUAUGACCUUUUCUUCAGUGUCGUCUGUAAAAAAGACCAAAGAUCAAGCUCCUGUGGUGGACACAAGUAAAUUUAAGACACCAUUGAAAAGACCCACUAAUCCCAGUAAGCGAAAAGUACAGAUUGGUGAGAAGGCACCUACAGAUACACAGGAUAAGCCAGGACAAGACUACAAAAUCCCGCCUCGUCCUGCUGGGCCCCCUAGACUGUCUGAGUACCAGAGGGAGUUUGAGUGGAAGAAACUGACAAGACCAUCCCCUCUGCUGAAUGCUGAUAAGACACGAACCAACAAUAGAACAGUCCCUGUGAUAGACACUCCAGCUGUCAGGCCAGCUCCAGAGAAACCUGCACAAGCACCUGCUGAGCCCAUCAAGCCCAGAGAGGGCCAAGAGAAACCUGACAAACAGCCAGAACAGACAAAGGUGCAAAAAGCCAGACCUGUGUCAGAGCCUAAUUAUGGCCUGAAGUACAAAGCAGGUGUGGCCCCACCUCGCCCUAAGGUUCCUCUAAGGCUAACAGAGUACCAGAGAGAGUUUGAGUGGAAGAAACCAUACAAGCAGUCUCCUCUGCUGAAUGCUGACAAGGAAAAGGAAACUAGAGAACCAACCACAGACACUGAAAAGACAUCAGUCAGAAAACAAGCAGAAGUUGAAUCCAAGAAACCUGGAAAUAAUACAUUCAAGACCAACAUGGCAUCGAACAGCAAACCUAAAUCCAGCAAGAUCAAAUCUAGUAAAACUGAAAAGGGCAAGAUGGCAGAUUCUAUGAAGCCUACGCCAGAAAAGCCACAACCAAUUCCUGAGCCUGUCUCGGAAGGAAAAAACAAAGUAUUUGUCCCAAAAAGCUCACAAAAACCAAAACUCCCUCCGAAGAUGUCUGAGUAUCAAUUAGCUUUCCAGUGGAACAAUCCGUUUAAGCUACUGAUCCCUGCGAACACUAAUCAGAACAAAGCUAGUGUAGGCCCAGACUCUGUGGAUAUUUGGCUGCAUGAUGUGAUGGAGCUGAGACAGAGGGCACAGGAGUACCGCAACCGCUCCCAGGGUACCCACUUCUCCCGAGAACACCUGGUACAGCUAAUGGCAGAGCAAAACGACCUGUGGGACGUCUCGCCCGUCUCCUCACUGGCAAGUGACAGUCAAAGAUCUCCACUCUCAGAUGAUGCUGGUGACAUUCCUGAGCAAUUUGCUAAGGAGGGAUGGGCGAAGAUCGUUAGCCCAUCAGAGGAGGAUAAUGCUGCCCAGAGACCUGUGAAGUCAAUGCAGAGAGAACCAUCCAAAGAGAUAUCCAAAAAGCUGUUGAGCACCUUCCAACAGAAUGGAGACAAAGCCAGCAACAGACCUGAGCCUGACUUGGAGAGCGAGCGUCUGACACCCAGCUCAACCACCAGGAGCAGUGUCGUCUCUAUGGGUAACCACAAACCCAAGUCUGACAAACCCAAACAGCCAGUGAAACAGUUCAAGAAAGGAAACAAGCCUGUAAAAACUGCCUGGGGGGAAGAGAAUAAGAGUAACAACAAUAAGGUACAGCAGGUCGAGGAUAAGUUUGAUGAGGAAGAAGGACGUAUUCCAACACCGACACUGAGACAACGCAGCCAGAGUGAAGUAGUGCGCCGACACCACCUAGACCGCACUACUCCCUCAGUUGGCGGUGUAAUUCUCACCUCUGCAUCUACUCAGAACCUGGCUUGCAAAUCGCCUGAAAAUAUCGCCUCUGAAUCUUCUCAAGACAUUGCUUCUGAAUCUGCUCCAACUAUUGCAUCUGCCUCUGAAAUAGAUGGCCCGUCUCGUGACUUCACAGUAGGUGAGAAUCGCAGUGUACCUAAGCGUCAGCAAACACUUUCUGCCAAAAAGAUUUUUGACAUCACUAAGUUGGCAGAAAGCCCAACGUUUGGCAAACCCUCCUAUGACAGCCAUGUUCUGAGAGAUGAUUUUGCCACGGAAGACCGUCCUCUGAUCACAAGAUAUGUGGUCACUCCUCUCAGGAAAUCAGAUUCUCACCUUGCCUCUGACAUUCCCGCCAGUCAUGGAGAAAAGCCCAGUCCUUCCUUUGUUCCACCUACACUGUGGGAAGGUGUUGGAAUGACAUAUAGCAAACCUGACCAAUCAAACAUCAAACAUCUGCAGAAGCCUAUCUCCUGGUCAAUAGAAGGAGGUAAAUUUGUGCCAAGAUGUUCCCACAGCGCUGAUGACGAUGAUGAUAUACUGUCCACCUCUGCGCGUUCUGUGGCCUCCAGCAGCUCCCUGGCAUCCCAAGUCCUGCAGCGUGCUCGCAAGAGGCAGCAGAAUGUGUGGGGUUGAUUGCAAGACCAUGUACCUGUGUGGGUCCAGGCGCAGGUGCAUCCUUCCCACACAUGACUAUGCAAACACUUAUACAAUUAGCCUUCAUGGCCAUUACUUCUAACGUAACGCAUGAUGUAGUGUGGAACUGACAGUUUAGGGGCUGUUUACGUGAAACUUUGUUACACUUGGUCAUUCUCUGAAGUUAUUUUUUUAUGUAAUGUUUCAAUAAAGUAAGAGAACUUAAUACCACUUUUUGGGACUGUUUUUUCCCACCUCACCCCCACCCCCACCCUCUCAUGCAGUGUCUGCAUGGAUUGGCAACAGUAUUUCUUGUAUUUGUUGGCUAAUGACAAGUUGGGUUUUGACUUAAUGAAGAAUUAUGUUUAUACUGUGAUAUCUGAAAAUGGUUUGUUUUGUAAACUUUUGUUAUUGAUUGUACUAGUGUAUAAAUUAUGUAAUAAUACACCUUAUCUAUGUUACCAUUGUUACAUGUAAUGUAUUGGAGCUUUGUGAGGGAAUGUUCUCUUGUUUUAUGUGGUAAUCAAAUGUCGUUGGAUGAAUAUGUUGUCUACCAUGAGUUUAAGCCUGCACUCGGUUAAAUGACCGAGUUGCAAAAAUGAACGAUGUAUGAUUGGUCCAGUAGUCCAAGUUUCUUUGUUUUGUUAUUUCGUUGGACAAGCUGACCAGUAUUGAACUCAUGGGCCUGAUGUGUAAGGUUGUUAUUGUGUUUGACAGCCAGAACUAGGUAGGGGAGGUAACCACAUUCCAAGCUAAGGUGGUUCGCCUGUAAACAAAAUCAUGUAUUAUUAUUGUAUUUUUGAAAUGACUAUUUUUGUAGACUGCAUAAGACAAGGGAUAUUACAUAUUUGUACUCCGUCCAACUAUCUCUGUGCAUCAAUAAUAUACUACAAUAGAAUUAAACAUACUAGAGAAAUAUAAAGUACUUGCAGCAUGUUUUGUAUUUAUGAAAUAAAGUUAUA
Molecule: messenger RNA, 3919 nt
Organism: Liolophura sinensis
Lineage: Eukaryota; Metazoa; Mollusca; Polyplacophora; Chitonida; Chitonidae
Product: nuclear protein MDM1-like
Exons: 19
Coding region: 117-2957 (946 amino acids)
Biological process (GO): negative regulation of centriole replication
Molecular function (GO): microtubule binding
Source: RefSeq, a predicted model, not a curated record